AUGGCAUCAUCUACUCAACCACUCAUCAAAGGCGCAUAUGCCCCUUCAGGCCCCAAUGACAUACGAGGUCCCUGCCCACUCAUCAACAGUCUCGCAAACCACGGUUAUCUUCCUCGGGAUGGUCGAAACGUACGUAUUGAAGAAGUCCUGGCAGGGAUGAACGCCAUCGGACUCUCCAAACCCCUUGGUGUCGCCUUUGCCAAUCCAAUCUUCCAAGAGCGUGCGCCCUCCAAAUUCCACGACGAUCCAGUCAUUGAAAGGUCAUUUUUUCAGAAGUUAUGGCAGACUGUGACUGACCCGUGGUCCGUCAUGGGAAGAUUUGGCAUGCGCAAGCCAGGACAGUUUGACUCUGAAGGUCACAGAGUCUUGAACUUGGAUCAGCUCGGCUUGCCUAAUACAGUUGAGCACGACAUAUCCUUGACCCGCCGGGAUCACCAACAGGGCGAUAAUAUUGCUCUUCAAAAAGACCUUGUCGAAGACCUUCUUGCUAGCUCCAAGGAUGGCAAGGUUAUCACAGCUGAUGAUCUCGUUGAGUUCCGCAAGAAACGCAUCGCUAGACAGAAAGCAGAUAAUCCAGAUGUUCAAUAUGGUGCAUUUGAGAACGAUCUUGCAUGUGCAGAGAUUGCUCUGAUACUAAAUGUCAUUGGUACUGGAGAUAGGAUUGAGUGUGGCUAUGCUAAGGCUUUCCUUCAAGAAGAAAGGCUGCCAAUCGAUGAAGGGUGGAAGAAGAGGUCGUUUGGCAUCGUUGGCUUAAUCGCGGAGAGGGAUAAGAUCAAAAAGAGGUUGGGGAUGGAGUUCAAGUCUCAGUAA
Messenger RNA from Fusarium venenatum, 810 nucleotides. RefSeq lists its product as uncharacterized. The record is from RefSeq and is a predicted model, not a curated record. Gene Ontology annotation, molecular function: peroxidase activity. Lineage: Eukaryota; Fungi; Ascomycota; Sordariomycetes; Hypocreales; Nectriaceae.